Messenger RNA from Penicillium coprophilum, 1860 nucleotides. It is a transcript of the gene sit2, whose product is annotated as putative siderochrome-iron transporter. Bases 1 to 1860 code for a protein of 619 amino acids. The transcript has 3 exons. Gene Ontology annotation, biological process: transmembrane transport. Lineage: Eukaryota; Fungi; Ascomycota; Eurotiomycetes; Eurotiales; Aspergillaceae. Gene Ontology annotation, molecular function: transmembrane transporter activity. The record is from RefSeq and is a predicted model, not a curated record.
AUGGGUCUCCCCGAGACUGCCGAGGGUCGUGAUGACGGCAAAAGCAUCGACGAGACUAUAAUCGGGGAGGAAUCAUAUAUUUCGCAAAAUGAGAAACCCGAGGCACUUGUAGCCAACGGCGAAAAGUCAUCAUAUGAUCCCGAAUCACAGCCCAGAUCGGACAGCCCACAUGGAGAUAUGUGCGACGACGAGAAGGAAUUGGCCCAGCAUCCCGAUAGUAUCACAGAGGGCGCGGAGUUGGGUCAACAGAAGGCGGAAGCCGCGGCGCUCACGUGGGGUUGGCCAGCUUUGGUGGGAAUCUAUGCUUGGAUCUGGGUCUGCAUGUUUAUGUUGGCCUUUCACUCGAAUAUAAGCGGCUUCCUGAUCAACUACAUACAGGGUGGUUUCCGGUCCGCACCGCAGGUCUCGACCGCCUAUAUCCUCGCGAAUGUUGUGGGCGGUGUUCUGAAGCUGCCGCUCGGUAAGACAUUGAACCUGUGGGGUCGUGCUGAGGCCCUGGUGGUCUCAACCGGAAUCUAUGUCCUUGGAAUGAUCAUCCUCACGGCGUGUGAUGGCCCCAAUGGAUAUGCGGCGGGAUAUGUGCUUUACUGGAUUGGGUACUACUGCAUAUACCUGAUCUUGAAUAUCUUCGUCGCCGAUACCUCCGGCCUGAGAAACCGAGCGUUCGCUUUUGGAUUUUUGCAGACUCCGUUCAUCUGUACUGCAUUCACCGGUGGACUGGCAGCAAACUCGAUAUAUGCGAAGUUUGGUUGGCGCUGGGGUUAUGGGAUUUUCUGCAUCGUGAUGCCGUUUGUGUUCUUGCCCCUCGCUAUGGCAUUCAAGUACUUUGAAAAGAAGGCAGAGAAGAAGGGCAUUUUCCGCCGGGUACCCAGCGGUCGCACUGUUCAGCAGUCUAUCAUCCACUAUCUUCAUGAAUUUGAUGUCAUCGGUGCGUUCUUACUGAUGAUUGGUUGGGUACUGUUUCUCUUGCCAUUCAGCUUGGCGCAGUACGGCCGUUCUGAGUAUUCAAGCGCAAGCUUUAUUGCUCUCAUCAUCCUUGGAGUACUCAUGUUGUGUGUCUUCGCAGCAUGGGAGAAAUGGGGCGCACGAACCCACUUUAUCCGCUAUGAGUUGAUCAAACGGCCAACCAUUUUAGGAGCAUGUCUCCUAUCCGCUGUACUAUUUUUCAGCUUCGAACUUUGGGAUCAGUACUUCUACAACUACGUCUUGAUCUCCUACGACAUUUCCGCAGUCAACGCAAAUUACAUGCUCCAGAUUUACAACGUCGGCUCUUGUUUCUUUUCUCCCAUUAUCGGAGCCGUCAUCUGGGCAACCGCGCGCUUCAAAUAUAUAUGCCUAUUCUUCGGGGCCCCGCUGAUGAUCCUCGGCUCCGGAUUGAUGAUCUACUUCCGUGGCUCAGAUCACGGUAUCGGGUACGUUGUCAUGUGUCAGAUCUUCAUUGCCUUCGCCGGCGGCACCCUCGUCAUCGGCGAGGACAUGGCCGUCAUGGCAGCAGGUGGCCGCGAGGGUACUCCCAUGAUGCUGGCUCUCAUCGGAUUGUUCUCGAAUAUCGGCGGUGGGAUCGGCCUGGCUGUUGGCGCUGCUAUCUACAAUAAUGUCUUUGUCAAUACCCUCACGACACAAUUACCGGAAAACUUGAAGGCCAAUGCCACUCAGAUAUACUUUGAUGGAAUCCCUGUGCAGUCGACUUACCCCUGGGGAAGCCCUCUUCGUGAAGCUGUCGCGUAUACGUGGGGCCAUGCUCAACGUCUGAACUGCAUUGCUUCUACUGCCGUCUUAGCUUUGACUAUUCCUUGCAUUCUGGUCUGGAAGAACUAUGAUGUCAACCGAAAGCAGAACAAGGGUAGAAUGAUCUUCUAG